AUGGCCAGAAGGGCUCUCAAGCUCGCCUCUUGGACCAGCAUGGCUUUUGCUGCCUCUGGCUUCUACCUCUACAGUAACAAGUACUUGGACCCGAAUGACUUUGGUGCUGUCAGGGUGGGCAGAGCAGUUGCUACGACAGCUGUCAUCAGUUACGACUAUCUCACCUCCUUGAGGAGUGUUCCCUAUGGCUCGGAGGAGUACGCACAGGUUCGCUCUGAGGUGCACCUCCGUUCUGCCCGGCGUCUCUGUGAGCUCUGCUGUGCCAACCGGGGCACCUUCAUCAAGGUGGGCCAGCACCUGGCAGCCUUGGACUACCUGCUGCCUCAGGAGUACACCAGCACACUGAAGGUGCUGCACAGCCAGGCCCCGAAGAGCAGCAUGCAAGAGGUCAGCCAGGUCAUCCGCGAGGACCUGGGCAAGGAGAUCCCUGAUUUGUUUGUGAGCUUUGAUGACACCCCUAUGGGGGCCGCUUCCCUGGCCCAGGUCCAUAAGGCAGUGCUGCAUGACGGGCGGACAGUGGCUGUGAAGGUCCAGCACCCUAAGGUGCAAAUGCAGAGCUCAAAGGACAUUCUCCUGAUGGAGGUGCUCGUCCUAGCUGUCAAACAGCUGUUCCCGGAGUUUGAAUUCAUGUGGCUGGUGGAUGAAGCCAAGAAGAACCUGCCUUUGGAGCUGGAUUUCCUCAACGAAGGGAGGAACGCGGAGAAAGUGGCCCAAAUGCUCAAGCACUUUGACUUCUUAAAGGUGCCCCAAAUCUACUGGGAGCUGUCCACCAAGCGUGUCCUUUUGAUGGAGUUUUUGGAUGGCGGUCAAGUCAAUGACAGAGAUUACAUGGAGAGGAACAAGAUCGAUGUCAACGAGAUCUCGCGCCACCUGGGCAAGAUAUACAGUGAAAUGAUCUUUGUCAACGGCUUUGUGCACUGCGACCCCCACCCCGGCAACGUGCUGGUGCGCAAGGGCCCGGACACGGGAAAGGUGGAGAUUGUCCUAUUGGAUCACGGGCUCUACCAGAUGCUCACAGAGGAGUUUCGCUUGGAUUACUGCAACCUCUGGCAGUCGCUGAUCUGGACUGACAUGGAGAAGGUGAAGAAGUAUUGCCACCGUCUGGGAGCUGGUGACUUCUAUCCCUUGCUUGCCUGCAUGCUGACAGCUCGCUCUUGGAAUUCAGUCAACAGGGGCAUCAGCCAAGCUCCAGUCACCGCCACUGAGAACAUCGAGAUCCGCAACAACGCGGCCACCUACCUCCCCCAGAUCAGCCAGCUCCUCAACCGCGUGCCACGCCAGAUGCUGCUCAUCUUCAAGACCAAUGACCUACUGCGAGGCAUUGAGGCCACUCUGGGCACCCGUGCCAGUGCCAGCUCCUUCCUCAACAUGUCACGCUGCUGCAUCAGAGCGCUGGCCACGCACAACAAGAAGAACACCUGUUCAUACUUCAGAAGGACCCAGAUCUCCUUUAGUGAGACCUUCAGCCUGUGGCAGAUCAGCUUCCAUGAACUCAUUCUGCGUGCAAAGGCGCUGAGGCUGGCGAGCUGGGUCUUGGCCCUGCUUUGCUGGCUAUUGCCUGCUCCACACUGA
Molecule: messenger RNA, 1572 nt
Organism: Pipistrellus nathusii (Nathusius's pipistrelle)
Lineage: Eukaryota; Metazoa; Chordata; Mammalia; Chiroptera; Vespertilionidae
Source: the annotation of a GenBank genome assembly